Messenger RNA from Arabidopsis arenosa, 1259 nucleotides. NCBI's taxonomy places the organism in Eukaryota, Viridiplantae, Streptophyta, Magnoliopsida, Brassicales, Brassicaceae. The record is from the annotation of a GenBank genome assembly.
GUUCAUGAGAUUUUUGUGAGAAAGAUAAAGCUCUUUUGUCGUUUUUCUUAUCUUUUGCUCUUUUUUGGCUGUCAAAAACUCAGAAUUUUUUUGUCAGUGUAAUAAGUUCUUGAGAUUCUGAAGAAGAAAUUGAAAAUGGGUCAUUACGCAACAGUGUGGGAUCAAAAAGAAGCAAGUGAGAUAAUCAAAGAUUGGAAUGGCGUUGACCAAGUCCUUCUCAGAAACCCACAUGGUGCUUCUGCCAAGAUUAGUUUACAUGGAGGACAAGUGGUUUCAUGGAGGAAUGAACAAGGAGAAGAGCUUCUUUUCACUAGCAACAAGGCUAUAUUCAAACCUCCAAAAUCAAUGCGUGGAGGGAUUCAGAUUUGUUAUCCUCAGUUUGGUGAUUGUGGAUUACUGGAUCAACAUGGGUUUGCAAGGAACAAAAUUUGGGUAAUCGAUGAGAAUCCACCUCCACUUUACUCAAAUGAAUCCACUGGAAAAUCCUUUGUUGAUCUUCUUUUGAAACCAUCAGAAGAUGACUUAAAGCUAUGGCCUCAUAGUUUCGAGUUCCGUCUUAGGGUUUCUCUUGCUGUAGAUGGCGACUUAACGUUAGUUUCUCGGAUCAGAAACAUCAAUGGCAAGCCCUUUAGCUUCUCAUUUGCAUAUCACACUUACCUCUCUGUCUCUGACAUAAGUGAAGUGAGAAUUGAAGGGUUGGAGACAUUGGACUACUUAGACAACCUCAGCAAAAGAGAGCUUUUGACUGAACAAGGCGAUGCAAUAACCUUUGAAUCCGAGAUGGACCGGACUUACCUUAGAUCACCAAAGGUGGUUGCAGUUCUUGAUCAUGAACGAAAAAGAACAUAUGUUAUCGGAAAGGAAGGUCUUCCAGACACUGUGGUGUGGAAUCCAUGGGAGAAGAAAUCGAAAACAAUGGCGGAUUUUGGGGAUGAUGAGUACAAAACCAUGCUUUGUGUGGAUGGUGCAGCAGUUGAGAGACCGAUCACUUUGAAGCCAGGAGAAGAAUGGACCGGCCGGUUAAUGUUGACCGCGGUUAAAUCCAGUUUCUGCUUCGAUCAACUCGAACUACAGAGCAAAGGAUUCUGACUCUAUUAGUUUCUGCAGCUGUUUUUGUAAUGCAACAUUGGAAGAGCAGAGGCACCGUUCUUUUUUUUAUCUCUUUUUGUUGAUUCUCGUUUUCUCACAGUAGAGCUUAUGAGCUGGUGAUUUCUCAGACCAGUCUCGUGAUGUAGUGACAGUAAAAGCCUCUGGUCUUU